AGUCUUCAAAACAUUUGGGAAUACAUUGAGAGAAAAAACAGCCCAAUAAUAUGCAGUAAGAGGUUUUACCAGACAGAAAGAGUUUCAGACAUUUAAUUUAAUGUGUUGGUAAAAACUUUCCCUUCUCUCUCAAAGAUUUUGAGGAUGAGUGAACCAACUAUUUCACAUUUUCAUUCUUGUAAGUGGACCAAGCAACAUGUGUAAACCUGUUAUCACGUUUAAUGAGAAGUUCCACCACAAACUGCCACCAAAGCAGUUCACUGAGAGUUCAGUGUCUCUGCUAGUGGCUUUGAGACGAGUUUAACCUGCUGGGCGAAGCAGCUGCUCCUUCCCUGACAGAAAAGAUACAGAGUAUUUAAAUACAUGAUGGUAGGGUUGUUGUAUUCAUCUGUAUCUGCUUGCUAAUUAUAAUAUCACAGUAAAAUGCUAAUUGUUAGCUGAUGAAGAACUUGAUAAUGGACUAUGGACACCACUGUACUAUGCUAACUAUUUGUGGCUAGAUUUUUAUUGUUGUUAAUAUCUGAAUGCAUCUUUAUACAGUUCAACAAACACAAGCAAUUUACAUUUGUUGGGUCUCACUUCAAAAUAUUACCGAAAGGAUUUGGUUAUGAACAAAAUACAUCUACUUUAAAAUAAGUAUUUCAGAAAUCAGAUUUUAUUCAUUUACAGUAAUAUUUCAGAGCUGUAAAAGUAAAGUCCACCAUGAUGUACAGGGUAAACAGAAACAUCCAUCUAAAAUCCAGUUAAGACAAAUCAAACCAUUUAGUCAGAUGGGUAGAAGUAGAAAGUCACUGAAAUGAAUUAAAACAUAAGCUGUUUAUAGAAUAAUGUUAUAAACAAGUCUCUACCAUCAAAUAUCAAAAAAUCUCUAAUGGAUAAGGAAUCAGUUUGUUCUGAGCUUAUUGGACACAAAUAAUUGAUGCUUUUUAUAAAAGUAAGAGAUUAAUAAUAGAUUAUCCUGUUUGUCUUCAUUUCUUGUUUAUGUGAAAUCAGAAGGUUGGCUGGAAAUAAAAAAAAACAUCUGGAAUGACUUGAAUUGUGUUUUAAGGAAGUCAGAACUAAAGUGUUGAGUCUGUUGGUGAGAAACUGGCACUUCACCAUAACCAAUCAGGAAUGACAUCACGACCACCUGCCAAUCAGUAGUGGUCCUUCAAAACAACAUGGAUGACUCCCACCUGCUAACAGUUGCAACAAUAACAUCUGUUGGUCAAAAUGUUAUGUGUGACCAGUGUACAGUUCUACCUCAAGACAUUUCCAAACCACAAUGUUUCAUUCUUAAUUAGUUUGGUGACCCAAAAAGAUUAAAAAAGGGAGUCAAAGAAGAAGAAGAACCACUUAGAUUUGCUGCAAUGUGGUGUUUUAUGAAUAUGAUGUGGUGUCAUUAGUGGUAUUGUAGUGUGGAAGUGUAGCAUAGUAUGGACGUGGUGUGGUGUAGUAGUAUGGACGUGGUGUGGUGUAGUAGUAUGGACGUGGUCUAUAGUAUGGACGUGGUGUGGUAUAGUAGUAUGGACGUGGUCUAUAGUAUGGACGUGGUGUGGUGUAGUAGUAUGGACGUGGUCUAUAGUAUGGACGUGGUGUGGUGUAGUAGUAUGGACGUGGUCUAUAGUAUGGACGUGGUGUGGUGUAGUAGUAUGGACGUGGUCUAUAGUAUGGACGUGGUGUGGUGUAGUAGUAUGGACGUGGUGUGGCGUAGUAGUAUGGACGUGGUCUAUAGUAUGGACGUGGUGUGGCGUAGUAGUAUGGACGUGGUGUGGCGUAGUAGUAUGGACGUGGUCUAUAGUAUGGACGUGGUGUGGUGUAGUAGUAUGGACUUGGUGUGGCGUAGUAGUAUGGACGUGGUCUAUAGUAUGGACUUGGUGUGGCGUAGUAGUAUGGACUUGGUGUGGCGUAGUAGUAUGGACGUGGUCUAUAGUAUGGACGUCGUGUGGCAUAGUAGUAUGGACGUGGUCUAUAGUAUGGACGUGGUGUGGUGUAGUAGUAUGGACGUGGUGUGGCGUAGUAGUAUGGACUUGGUGUGGGGUAGUAAUAUGGACGUGGUCUAUAGUAUGGACGUCGUGUGGCAUAGUAGUAUGGACGUGGUCUAUAGUAUGGACGUGGUGUGGUGUAGUAGUAUGGACGUGGUGUGGUGUAGUAGUAUGGACGUGGUGUGGGGUAGUAGUAUGGACGUGGUCUAUAGUAUGGACGUCGUGUGGCAUAGUAGUAUGGACUUGGUGUGGGGUAGUAGUAUGGACGUGGUCUAUAGUAUGGACGUCGUGUGGCGUAGUAGUAUGGACGUGGUGUAGGGUAGUAGUAUGGAC
Molecule: messenger RNA, 2297 nt
Organism: Gambusia affinis (western mosquitofish)
Lineage: Eukaryota; Metazoa; Chordata; Actinopteri; Cyprinodontiformes; Poeciliidae
Exons: 2
Coding region: 1416-2282 (288 amino acids)
Source: RefSeq, a predicted model, not a curated record